AUGGCGGCGACUCGGAUGCAACACAACCAUCUGUACAUUCAAGUUUUGGACUGGCACAAAGUCGGCGCGUAUCGCAUCUGCGGGCUCCAAAUCCAUAGAGACGGCAGCAUUCGUGCCCAGGUCGAAUAUGACAAUGGCAAGCCUUACUGGGGAUGGAUACAUUCGAACGACGAUAUGUCCACAAUCGGAGCAGUCGUCCUGUUCGAAUUAGCCAACCUUGGUUCCAAGUACCGACUGUACGUGGAGAAACUCAAAGCGUUUAAAGCCGAUACCGAAAAGACUGCCGAAGACAUUCUGAUCGCCUUUCUGGACGAGCUCAAGAGCCUCGAGUUGCUCGGCGCUUCUGGGCAAACUCUAAUGACCGAAGUCAAGGCAGAGGCUGGCCGAAGGGGCUUUGCAAAUUCGACGGAUAUUGUUCGCUCCGAGCAUUUCGUCACCGUACAAUGUGGGAUUAGCGGGUUAGUCCGAGAUGAAUCGGAUAAAGCUUUGGUCGUUCGUUGGGCUGUAUCGAUGGAAGAGUAG
Messenger RNA from Dacryopinax primogenitus, 522 nucleotides. RefSeq lists its product as uncharacterized. NCBI's taxonomy places the organism in Eukaryota, Fungi, Basidiomycota, Dacrymycetes, Dacrymycetales, Dacrymycetaceae. The coding region runs from base 1 to 522 and encodes 173 amino acids. The transcript is spliced from 2 exons. The record is from RefSeq and is a predicted model, not a curated record.